Molecule: messenger RNA, 1513 nt
Organism: Ziziphus jujuba (common jujube)
Lineage: Eukaryota; Viridiplantae; Streptophyta; Magnoliopsida; Rosales; Rhamnaceae
Product: agmatine deiminase
Exons: 10
Coding region: 72-1238 (388 amino acids)
Biological process (GO): putrescine biosynthetic process
Molecular function (GO): agmatine deiminase activity; protein-arginine deiminase activity
Source: RefSeq, a predicted model, not a curated record
AUGCUACUUUAAUUUGAUAAUCGUCACAGAAAGAGAGAGAGAGAGACAGAGAGAGAGAGAGACAGAGAGAGAUGGGUAAAGGAGGGCGAGCCUUGGAGGUGGAAGGUACACCGGCUUUCCAUGGAUACUACAUGCCGGCGGAGUGGGAACCCCAUACGCAGUGUUGGAUGGGUUGGCCUGAGCGCCCGGAUAACUGGAGAGAUAAUGCAGUACCUGCUCAGCGUGUAUUUGCCAAGAUAGCAACUGCAAUCUCAAAGUUUGAGCCUGUGACUGUCUGUGCAAGUGCCACUCAGUGGGAAAAUGCAAGGAGUCAGCUACCAGAAACUGUCAGGGUGAUUGAGAUGAGCAUGAAUGAUUCUUGGUUUCGUGAUACUGGGCCAACUUUUGUUGUCAGAAAAAGCACUUCUGGCUGUGGUACCUUGCUGCAAAAAGUUGCUGGCAUUGAUUGGAAUUUUAAUAGUUGGGGAGGUAUUGGUGAAGGUUGUUAUCAAGAUUGGAAGCUUGACCUUCAUGUGGCGCAAAAGAUUCUAGCACUUGAGAAGCUCCCAAGAUUUUCGCACAAUUUAGUUCUUGAAGGUGGAAGCAUCCACGUGGAUGGAGAAGGAACUUGCCUUACCACCGAGGAGUGCCUCUUGAGCAAGAACAGGAAUCCUCAUUUGACUAAGGAGCAGAUAGAGGAUGAACUUAAGGCGUAUCUUGGAGUCAGUAAGGUUAUUUGGUUGCCUCGUGGAUUAUAUGGGGAUGAUGACACUAACGGUCACAUCGACAAUAUGUGCUGCUUUGUGAAGCCUGGGGUGGUUGCAUUGUCCUGGACUGACGAUGAAACAGAUCCUCAGUACGAGCGAUCUGUAGAAGCCCUUUCUGUUCUCUCCAAAGCCACUGAUGCCAAAGGCAGGAAUAUGGAAGUAAUUAAACUCCAUGUACCAGGGCCACUACACAUGACAGAUGAAGAGGCUGCUGGGAUUUUUGAGAAUGGUGAAGCUAAAUCGAGACUCCCUGGUACAAGACUUGCUGCUUCAUAUGUAAACUUCUAUAUUGCGAAUGGAGGAAUCAUUGUACCACAAUUCGGGGAUAAGAAGUGGGAUGAUGAGGCUGUUCGCGUCCUCUCUCAAGCCUUUCCAGAUCAUCAAGUGGUAGGAAUUGAAGGUGCUAGGGAGGUUGUUCUGGCAGGUGGAAAUAUACAUUGCAUAACUCAGCAACAGCCAGACGUUCCAGAUGAUUGUGGCAAACUUGUUUGAUAGCACACACAAUUAGCGUACAUACAUAUUGAUUUAUUUACUUCUUCCUGUGACCAAGGCACUCUGGAGGGAAAGAGACUAUUUCUGGUGAAAUCUUUCAGUUUAAGGCUAGCUUAGCCUUCUGAAAAUAAGUAUAUUUUUAAUGGAGAAAAUAUUACUUGGAACUUUCACCAGGUAUAACAAGUGUAAUGAUUUGUUGCACUGGAAAGAAGUGUCAUGGAAUACAAUUGGGUUGUUUGUUUAUAACAAUAUAUAUGAAUAUGUUAUUGAUUUCA